Messenger RNA from Sciurus carolinensis (gray squirrel), 957 nucleotides. Its product is annotated as olfactory receptor 11L1-like. Gene Ontology annotation, biological process: G protein-coupled receptor signaling pathway. Lineage: Eukaryota; Metazoa; Chordata; Mammalia; Rodentia; Sciuridae. Gene Ontology annotation, molecular function: olfactory receptor activity; G protein-coupled receptor activity. The transcript has a single exon. Gene Ontology annotation, cellular component: membrane. The record is from RefSeq and is a predicted model, not a curated record. Bases 1 to 957 code for a protein of 318 amino acids.
AUGGACCUGGCCAAUGGGACGGCGGUCAGGGAGUUCCUGCUGCUGGGCUUCCCGGGCGCGCGGGCUGCGCCGGCGCUGUUCACGCUGUUCCUGGCGGUGUACCUGCUCUCCCUCCUGGGGAACACCCUCAUCAUCUUCAUCGUCCUGGUGGAGCCCACGCUGCAGACACCCAGGUACGUUUUCCUGGGGAACCUGUCCUUCCUGGAGAUCUGGUACACCACGGCCACGGUGCCUAAGCUGCUGGCCACCUGCCUGUCGAAGGGCGCGGCCAUCUCUGUUUCCGGCUGCAUCGUCCAGUACUACUUCUUCUUCUCCAUGGGGGCCACCGAGUGCAUCCUGCUGGCGGUGAUGGCCUACGACCGGUACGUGGCCAUCUGCAGCCCUCUCCGCUACCCCCUCCUCAUGAGCCUCGGGCUCUGCCUGCGGUUCGCGGCUGGGUCUUGGGCUGGGGGCUUCACUGCCCCUCUCCUGCCCACCGUGCUCAUCUCUCGCCUCCACUUCUGUGGCCCCCAGAAGAUCAACCAUUUCUUCUGUGACUCAGACCCCAUUUUUAAGCUUUCCUGCUCAGACACCUUCCUGGCGGAAGCCUUGGGCUACACCUGCAGCUCUGUGGUGAUUCUCAGCUCCUUCCUUCUCACCAUGUCCUCCUACGGCAACAUUGUGGCCGCCGUGCUCAGGCUGUCCUCCCCGGAGGCCCGGAAGAAGACCUUCUCCACCUGUGCCUCCCACCUCACGGUGGUCACCAUCUACUACGGCACCAUCAUCUUCGCCUACGUCCGCCCUCCAGCCAAGUACAACUUCACCAUCGGCAAAGUCAUCUCCGUGUUCUACUGCGUGGUCACCCCGCUGGUGAACCCGCUCGUCUACACCCUGAGGAACAAGGACGUGAAGAAGGCUUUCAGGAAACUUCUGGCACAGAGGAGAUUCCUGUCGACCAGAAACAGGCAGGAGCUUUGA